Messenger RNA from Saprolegnia diclina VS20, 1855 nucleotides. RefSeq lists its product as hypothetical. Lineage: Eukaryota; Oomycota; Saprolegniomycetes; Saprolegniales; Saprolegniaceae. The transcript has a single exon. The coding region runs from base 55 to 1803 and encodes 582 amino acids. The record is from RefSeq and is a predicted model, not a curated record.
UUACCACCAGACCGGCGUGGUCUGAAAUUGUGUGCAAAUUACAAGCCAGGCAGCAUGGCGUCGUCGCCCGGGCUCCUCCGCUUCGAUGCGACCGCGAUCUUUCGGCACACGUACCAGCGCAACAACAAGAAGGGCGGGCAGAAGAACCUGCGCUGCUUUCCCAACUGCUGCAACGGGCUGCACGCGGCCACGGGCUUUUGCGGCGGGCCCGUCGCCGUGCACCUCGACGCACCGGAUGCGACCAAGUCGUACCUUCUCCUCGCCGAGUUUGUACCGCUCUUCAAGGGUGCGCCGCAGAGUACGCUCUCGAUCGGCAACAUGUACGCUCUCGAGACGCUCCGCGCGCAGGCCAACAAGGACAUGGACCCGCUGUUGCCAUAUUUUGCCGGCCACAACAUGCAGACGUCGUCGUACUACUUUAACCCGGCCAAGAAGGGCUGGCACUAUGGUUGGAUGAGCAACAAGCACUCGUCGGACCGCGAGCACGUGCUCUGCGUCCACGUGCUCGAAGAGGUCAGCGACUCGUUUGGGCAGUGCUUGGACUCGCUGUCGUCGCCGCCGUUCACAGUCCAUUGCCGCCGCCGCUCCAAGACCGACUCGCCUGUCGCGCCGACUGUUGCUCUUGCCAAGAAGCGGCCACACUCGCCGUCGUCGUCGGUGACCGCGCCGUCGUCGCCGUCGUCGGACGAAGACGCGGGCCGCACCAAGCGGCAAAUGCUAGCGCCGGCCUCGACAGUAUUGGACUGGAAGGACGACGACGACUCGCUCUGCAUCGAUGCACUCUUCCAAAGCGAAGUGCUCGACUUGAUCACGAACAGCACGUACGACUUUGGCAUCCCUGCGCCGCCGUCAACCGAGGCCACGCUCUGGGACACCCUCAUGGACGACGACGAAGCCGAGCUGCUGGACGUGCUGCUGCCGACGCCGUCCGCGCCGUCAAUGACAGACGUGCCCCGGUAUCAAACCUACUUUACGCCGCAGCGCAACGCGGCGCCGGUCGCUGGCCGCAAGCGACCGCCUCGCAUUCCGGUGGACCUCAAGUAUCCCAACGGCCCACCGCCGGUGAGCACGCCCGCGACGAUCACAGUGGCGCCCGACGCACCAACAGUUGUGCCCAUGCCAACGUACCGCCGCCACGAGCACGACGACCACCGUCGCCGGAGCCGGAGCCACAGCGGCCACUGCGACGACGCCCCACCGGUCGCCAAGUCGUGCGGGCUUCUCUGGAGCAUCAUUCAGCUUGCGUUCUGCCUGACCAUGUUUGUGCACUUCGUCGGACACAUCUUCUUUCCAACGUACAACGCGUACUCGUCAGCGGCCACCAACAACGGGCUUGGGAGCUCCGAGAAGGAUCGACUCACGCCGUUUCUCGUCGACUGCCCGCCGCCGUCCAUGACGUGCGUCCGCGACGGCUUUGGGCUCCAAGAACUCGCGUCCUGCGUGCACCACAUCGCCGACCGGUGCGCGACCGAGGCGACGGCCGAGAUCACCAUGUACAGUAUCGACGGCAACACGACGCAGCUCGCGUGCGAUGGCAUGACGGCCUGCGCGUCCCAACUGCUUGCGUUUUUGUCGUCGGCGCCGGCACCGAUGGGGGCGGCGGAGCUCGAGCACCACAAGGAGCACUACCGGCGCGAGCACGAGCAGCAAGUGGAACUCGGCAUGCAGUACAAGUUUAUCCUUUUCAUGGCCAUGUGCACGCUCAUCUCGUUCCUUGCGCUGCAGCGGUCGUUCCAGAAAUGCCUCAAGAAAUGCAAAUGGUUCCGCCACCGCCGUCUCCACCCGGAUGAGCACAUUGCCUAGUCGUGCGUUCGUUAUUAGUUAUUAAUCGUCGUUGCUAGUUUAUUUUUUGCUA